Molecule: messenger RNA, 1296 nt
Organism: Corylus avellana
Lineage: Eukaryota; Viridiplantae; Streptophyta; Magnoliopsida; Fagales; Betulaceae
Source: RefSeq, a predicted model, not a curated record
AUGGGUGUUUUUCUUCCUUCAUCGCCAGCAUUUCCAGGAGUCUUUCUAUUCUUAUUCAUUACAUUGUGUCAGAUCCCUGAGCUUUCACUUGCAGGCAUCACCAGGCACUACAAGUUUGAUAUCGUAUUAAAAAAUGUAACACGACUGUGCCACAACAAGAGCAUUGCGACAGUAAACGGGCAGUUUCCUGGGCCUCGCAUUGUAGCUAGGGAGGGUGACAACCUUCUUAUCAAGGUGGUCAACCAUGUCCACAACAAUAUCUCCAUCCACUGGCAUGGCAUUCGACAACUUCAAACUGGUUGGGCAGAUGGGCCAGCAUAUGUAACUCAAUGUCCGAUACAAACUAGCCAGAGCUAUGUUUACAACUUCACCAUUGUAGGCCAAAGAGGCACUCUUUUCUGGCAUGCCCACAUAUCCUGGCUAAGAUCAACCGUCUAUGGUCCUCUUAUCAUUCUUCCCAAGCGUGGCGUUCCUUACCCAUUUCCCAAACCCCACAAGGAAGUUCCCAUCAUAUUCGGAGAGUGGUGGAAUGUAGAUACCGAGGCAGUAAUUAGCCAAGCCAUGCAAACAGGAGGCGGCCCAAAUGUUUCGAAUGCGUACACAAUUAAUGGACUUCCAGGGCCACUGUAUAAUUGUUCUGCCAAAGACACGUUCAAGCUGAAAGUGAAGCCUAGGAAGACCUAUCUUCUUCGCCUGAUCAACGCGGCACUCAAUGACGAGCUUUUCUUCAGCAUUGCAAACCACAGCCUCACGGUUGUUGAAGCUGAUGCUGUUUAUGUCAAACCUUUUGAGACCAACACAAUUGUCAUAGCCCCGGGACAGACCACAAAUGUUCUUCUAAACACCAAAGCCAAAUUCCCAAACGCCACAUUUUUCAUGGCCGCUAGACCAUAUGUGACUGGCCUAGGCACUUUCGACAACUCCACUGUUGCAGGAAUCCUAGAAUAUGAAUCUGAUGAAUUUCCACACAAAACCCUUUCCAUUAGAAAGCUUCCACUCUUCAAACCCCUUCUUCCUCCUCUCAAUGAUACUUCCUCUGCAACAAAUUUCUCGAACAAACUCCGUAGCUUAGCAAGUGCUCAAUUCCCAGCAAAUGUCCCUCAAAAAGUCGACAAACGCUUCUUCUUCACAGUAGGCCUUGGAACAAUCCCCUGCCAACACAACAACCAAACAUGCCAAGGGCCUAAUGGAACAAUGUUCUCUGCUUCUGUUAAUAACAUAUCUUUUGCACUCACAUCAACAGCCCUCCUCCAAGCCCACUUCUUUGGGCAAUCCAAGGGAGUUUAUUCUCCUGAC